This is a messenger RNA of Closterium sp. NIES-67, 2288 nucleotides long. The record is from the annotation of a GenBank genome assembly. NCBI's taxonomy places the organism in Eukaryota, Viridiplantae, Streptophyta, Zygnematophyceae, Desmidiales, Closteriaceae.
GCAACCGAAGGCGAGGAAAACGAGGGGAUGAGACAUUCUGCGACAGUUGACGAGAGGGCUGGGCGAAAUGUAACUUGGCUUGUGGUUAGAGAUUCCGAGCCGAGCAGUCUAAGCCUCCUUCACCGGACCUAGCGAUUCAGGCCGCAAACCUCAAGGUUCGAGAGCGAUUGGCCAAUGAGGCCUCCCAAACUGCUCCCUGGUUUGGGCGUGCGUUCGUGCUGCAUCAUCCAUUCACUAAGCACUUGUCCUUCACUAUAGCAACUCAUACAUUUUUUAGGCGCUUUUCCUCCACACCAUCUUCCAGUAUCUAAGUCGACAAGUCCCAACCUAGGCUUCCUCUUCUGACCUCUUGACACCCUCGCCAGUUCACUCCACCAGAGCCCUAGAGAGAGCGUCGAAACCUUCUCAGAGUACUACUACAACCAUUGUGGUCUCAUUCGCGCGACGUCAUCGUAACAAUCUUUCCUUUCCUUUCACUCACAGCACUGCCAUUUUCGAGCCGACUAGAAAAACCAUCCGCACCACCAUGAGCCAUUCCUGCGUGUUCAUCCCAUCCACGGCGUGCAACGACCCCGCAGCUCUCACCGCGCCGCUGCUCCCCACCGCCUCUCGCGGCGGAGAUAAUGCGGCUGCGGCACCGGCUUCGACGGCGGAAGCAGGCGGUGGCCAUCACGGGGAGAAGCGAGGGCUGAAACGGUCUCUGACUGUCGUCGAUGGCGUGUGCAUGGUGCUCGGCGUGGUGGUGGGCAGCGGAAUAUUCGCCACGCCAGGCGUGGUGCUCGUGGACUCCGGGGGAGUGCCGCUCUCCGCGCUCAUCGUGUGGCUCUGCGCUGGCGUCGUGGCUUACUCCUGCUGCGAGGUUUAUGCUGAGCUGGGCAGCUCCAUACCGCACGCAGGCGGCGACGGGGAGUACAUCCAGCUGGCGUUCGGAGACCUCCUCUCGUUUGUCUUUAUGUGGAUGUUCUUCUUCGUCUCCACUGGGGGAGGGAUUGCCAUCCUUAUUGUCACAUUCGCCCGAUACACUAUAGCUUUGCUCCCCGGCAUGCAGGGCGCCAGCCAGGAGCAGAUGGAGCUGGGAGUGCGGAUCAUCGGCUGCUCCUUCACCCUGCUGCUCACCGCCAUCAACUGCGCUGGAGUGAAGGCAGGGGCGUUGGUGCAGAACAUUCUGACAGUCACCAAAGCUCUCCUCAUCGCAGCAGUCGUGGCGUGUGCUCCCAUCUUCGUCGCCCUCCACGGCACAUCUGUAGCUGCUACAAACUUCUCUCAGCCGCUCCCACCCAUCUCGAGUUACAACUGGAGCAGGGCUGGGGCCGGCUUGGUGGCCGCUGUCUGGGCGUUUGACGGCUGGAACUGCCUGGGCUAUCUAUCAGAGGAGCUCAAGAACCCCAAGAAGGACCUCCCUCGCUCGCUGUCAUUCGGCAUGCUCACUGCCGUCGGCAUCUGUCUUGCAGUCAACUCCGCCUACUUCUGCAUCCUACCCCUGGCAGCCGUGGGCAAGUCAGAAGUGGUGGCCGUGGAGGCAGUCGAAGCUGUCUUCGGCCCUCCCUCUGGCCGAUUCAUCGCCUUCCUUGUGGCUCUUAACGUGCUCGGUGCUGCGAACGCUACUCUUUUAUGCCACGCGCGCUUCUUUUACGCCAAGGCAAGGGACGGCCAGCUCUUCUCGUUCCUCAGCGGAGUCACUUCUGGAGGCGCACCCUACGCCUCACUUAUCGCCACUGGCGGAUGGAUAGCAGUCGUUGUCUUCGUUGCGGCAAAUCAUCUGGAGAAGUUGAUUGAUUAUUUUGGCAUCGCUGCAUGGAUGUUCUAUGGCCUUGUGGGAGCGUCCCUCAUCAAGCUCCGGUGGGACCUGCCCGACCUACCCCGCCCGUACAAGGCCAGCCUCUAUCCGCUCCCCGGCAUCAUCGUCGUUGUAGCCUCCACGUACCUUGUCAUCUCAUCCCUCGUCACCCAGCUCGUUCCGUCUCUUCUGUCCCUCGCCUUUGUUUUCGCGGCGCUGCCCGUUUACUUCGCCAUUCGUUGCAUGAGGUCUACAGCUUGCUGUGCUGCCUCGUGCACCAAAACUGCCUCAACAGUUCACAUAAUUCCUGAGACUGAUGCGAGGAAACCUUUGCUUUCAUGAGCAUCGACCCUUUUCAUCUAUUGUGAAUUUGUCUUCACUGCAAUGCCAUUUAUCCCCUUCAUGGUUUAGCACAGAUGUGUAAUCCAAUGCAUGGUUCAAUGUGAAGUGUCACCACAAUGUACAACUAUGUAUUGAACAUUAUAUUUAUAAAUAAUAUUAUAUUAUGUUA